AAUAUGUCAGAGCUUACCUGUCUUAGAGCCAUUGUAUUCGUAGGGUGAGACUAGACACCUGCAAUUCGGCUUUAUUAUAGGCAAUGCACUUGCAAUUCUCGGUAAUUCAAGAUGAUUUCUAGUGAUUAUGUGUUGGAAUUGUGCAAUGUUUUUUACUCCGGGCAGGUGGAGAAAGGCUCCUGCCUACAAAGGAUGAUUGGGAAUAUCAAGACCGGGGUUAUUCUUAAGGAUGUUUCUAUGACCGUACAUUCGGGUGAAGUUUUAGCAGUAUUGGGAUCAAAAGGUAGUGGAAAAAAGGCUCUUCUAGAUGUGAUAUCCAGAAGAGCACAAGGGCCAAUAAGAGGUCAAAUUCUUUUAAAUAAUCAUCCUAUGAGUUUAUGCCUAUUUCAGCAAAGAUGCGCUUAUGUUACUCACAAAUGUGACUUUAUUUCGGGAUUGACAGUGCAACAGACGUUGUUUUACACACCGACAAAAUUGUCUGGUUAUUUAAAAAAAUCUAAAGUAAAACAGGUAAUGGCAGAUUUGGCUUUGUCUCAAGUUGCAAACAAAUGUGUACAAGUACUAACUCGCAGUGAAUAUAGAAGAUUAAUGAUUGGUAUACAGUUAAUUAAAGAUCCUGUGAUUUUACUGCUGGACGAGCCGACGUGGGAUUUGGAUCCGUUAAAUACCUAUUUGAUAGUAUCAAUUCUCUCGAAUGCAGCAAAGAAAUAUGGCACUGCAAUUGUAUUGACGAUGGAAAAACCUCGUUCGGACGUUUUUCCAUUUUUGGAACGAGUUUUGUAUUUGUGUCUUGGAGACGUCGUUUAUACCGGAGGAACAAGGCAGAUGUUGGAAUAUUUUAACGCUAUUGGAUUUCCUUGUCCUCAGCUCGAAAAUCCGCUUAUGUAUUACCUGUGCUUGUCUACGGUAGAUAGAAGAUCGAGAGAACGGUUCGUUGAAAGUAAUCAUCAAAUAGCAGCGCUAGUUGAAAAAUUUAAGUUAGAAGGGGGUCUUUUUCGAAAGGGCUCCAGCAUUCUAGGUCCUAAUCAUACUAUGGAGCAUGGAUUGCAUGGGAAUAAAAUUCCUCUUCUUCUAGGAAGACCAGGCUCUUUCGUUGUUGGAUGGACUAUUUACUCGAGAUUAUUAGCAGCAACCCUCAGUUUUAAGAAAUCGGGUUUAUCGCAAACAUUUUUGCGACUCGUUCUACUUCCAUUAUACUUCUUGUUAUUGUGGGCAUUCUACAGAGAAAUGAAAGACUGGCAACAAACUUACAUAUCCAGAAGCGGGCUCGUCUUGAACUGUCUAUCGGCAACAUAUUUUAUUGGAAUUUUAAACACAGUAUUAAUGUAUCCCAGAUACCGAACUCGAUAUUACCAAGAAACGCAAGAAGGUCUCUACGGAGGAACCCUGUUUUUGCUGACUUACAAUUUAGUUUCCUUGCCAUUUUCGUUUAUUUCCACCUUCGCAGCCACCGCUAUCAUAUAUCCGUUAAUUGAUGGAAGCUUUACCGUGCCUCUGGAUUAUUUCUACUGCAGUUUAAUUUUAUGGGCAUGCUACAUAUUCACGGAGCAACAGACAAUGGCGAUAUUAAUGAUAGUGAAAGAUCACCUAAAAGCAGCUAUUUUUAGUAUUUACAUAACGGCUCUUUGUAUUACGUUAAGCAGUGGAAUUUUGAGGUCAAUGAAAGGUUUACAGGAUUGGCUCUACUAUGCCACCUAUGCAACUCAAACGCGAUACGCCGCUGCGUUUCUAAACAGGAAAGUUUUCACGCACCCGAUGCUUAGCCAAGUAUUGCCCUACAACUCUCAACAUAAUUGCUCCAAUACGAAUUUCGAAACGUCGUUGCUCAGUGGCAUCAGCAAUCCAUAUUGCAGGUACGCCAACGGUCAGUCAUUUUUGACCGAAAGAUACAGCAGGGAUCCGACCGAUGUGAUUUUCAGCGGAAUUUUAGAAACGGACACUAACAUAGGGGUGACGUUCGCGUUCGCCCUGGGGAUGAUUGUUUUCAAUUUAUUUUUGUACUUAAUUCCUUUACCCUCGUUUAUUAAAGCAAAGUUCAGGGAGUAAUCGUGUUACAAGAGAAAAAAAAGAAGGAAAAACCAAAUGAUAGUGAUUGUUUAGUUCAUAUUUAAUAAUUAUUUAAAUAGAUGGUAUUUAUAUAUUUUUUGUUGCAUAUUUUUGAUCAUAUCUGUAUACUUUGUAAAUU
This is a messenger RNA of Phyllotreta striolata, 2185 nucleotides long. The record is from the annotation of a GenBank genome assembly. NCBI's taxonomy places the organism in Eukaryota, Metazoa, Arthropoda, Insecta, Coleoptera, Chrysomelidae.